UUUUGUUACAUUGAUUCAGUUUGAUUCUGUGCACAGCUGGUCUGUGAUGCCAUUAUAUCUAUUAUUAUACCUCUCUCGACAUAUUCCAAUCCAGUCCAGCAAUAAUAAUCAAUAAAUACCUAAUCAACCAAACAAAUGUCCCAAUCUACGAGUCAUGUCCUCCACCAAAUCCACAACUACAUCUCGCGCAGCGACUCAACACCACCAACAACAACAUCAUCAGACUUCACCGUCCAGGCGAAAGUAGGUCUAGCUUUCGGCAUACUAGGAGCAAUCCUCCUCACCAUAAUCCUCACCACCCUCAUCGUCCUCCGUAUCCAGCACGGACCCGUCAUUACUCUCCGAACCCUGUUCUCUCGCAACCCGAUCCCAAACAUACAAAGACAGUCAUUAUCAAUAGAUAUCCCCCCAUCGGACGAGGAAUCUCAACCGCCGCCGGCAUACACAAACUCAUUACCAGAGCAAGGAUUGAAGAAAGAUACCACUACAGAUAUUGCACCCCCACAACAAGCGCAUAUACCCCCCUCGCUGCGCAAGGAACUUAAUCUGCAUGUCGAUACGUCACGUUCACCUACCACCACUACCACUACCACUGCUACUGCUAUCGCGACGACGAAGCCGAAACCUACACCGCUGAGGACAAUGUCCGAUACAGAGAUACUGAGAUCAUCAACAUCAACAUCAUGUGAAAAGGAUAGAGAAGCGCGAUCGACGUUAAAGGUCCAGAUUCACCACCAUCAUCAUCAUCACCAUGGUAAUCAUAAUCAUAAUCAUCCGUAUUAUAGUCGGUUGAGGGUGGGGAGUCCGAGGUCGUCUGUUAGUAGCGGAGGUAAUAAAUCAGAUAGGUUAUGUCCGCCAGACGAGUAUGCAGUCCCGCCGGAUAGUCCUGUGAUUGUGUUGCCGUCGCCGAGGGAGUUGCAGAAGUUUAGGAUUAAUGUUUAUCGAUGAUGAGAUUAUACGAUGUGUAGUAUGGGAUUGGGAUUGGCAUGUGACUUUGGGUAUGUA
Molecule: messenger RNA, 1005 nt
Organism: Aspergillus vadensis CBS 113365
Lineage: Eukaryota; Fungi; Ascomycota; Eurotiomycetes; Eurotiales; Aspergillaceae
Exons: 2
Coding region: 136-948 (270 amino acids)
Source: RefSeq, a predicted model, not a curated record